CACUCACAGGUACAGAAGGAAAGCCAAACAGCAGCGGCAUGAAGACGAGCUAACGUGUUUAUCGAUCUGCGGUGGAGAAUUAAAGGGUUUCGGUUUGAGGGGCUUUAUCGGGGUUAUGGAGCACUACAGGCGGGCUGUACAGACGGACUGCGAGCGGAUCCUCGGCAGAUUUCAGGCCACCGACUCGGUGCGCUACGAGGAGUUCAGCACCAUCUGGAGACAAAUGAACUUCUCCAGCAUAUUUUAUGGUCGAAUGGAGCACAGUGAGACGAAGGCCUUCACACGUUUGGCUCUGUCUGUUGUUUCUCCGUACCUCUUCCCUCCGUACACCUUCCAGAUCCGAGUAGGAGGCCUUUACCUUCUUUAUGGCCUCUACAACACCCAGCUCACCACUCCCAAAGAGAAGAUUCGCUUGGCUCUGAAGGACUGGGAUGACCUGAUAAGAUUUCAGCAGGAUGCCGUUAAUGCCCAGCACUAUGACGUGGUGUAUAUCCUGAAAAAACUCCUGUCUGAAAAAGCCUUCUGCUUCACCGCCAUGCCAAACAUACUGUUCUUUAACCUGAAGAGGAAACGAGGGGAGAAGAGUCAAAAGCUGUGCGAUACGUUCGUCGAUCGACCGUCCCGUCCGCAGGAGCUCGUCGGCACAGACAUGCUGGAGGAACUGUCUAACGUGCAUGAGCACUACGAAAAGUUGAAGCAAGCAGUUUCACCACAGCCGGACACGCCUGACCUCAGCCUCAUCAAACAGAACCUGGUGCCCAAACUACGCAGCGCUGUGCUCACCUACUACAGCUGGCAGCAGAACCAGGCCGAGUUUGACGGUCAGGGUGCUGAGAGUGACGCAGGUGCAGGAGAAGGCACUUCAGGUCAAGAGCAGAGCGCUCACAGAGCACAGCUCCUGCAGUCCAUCAAAUCCAGGUCCUAUGGACAGGCUGCAGAGGCUUCCAAGUCUCGCCGUCACAGACAAGUAGAGUUGGCCUCAGCAGCCACGGACACUACAACGGGAGAAGUGUCAAACUAUAAGAAGAAAGUCCUGUCCCUCAAAGAGCGCACCCAGCUACGCUUCACGAGCCAAGGAAAUCUGAACAAAGAGCUGAUGGGCGUGACCCGGCUGUGGUGCCUGACUACGCUGGAUGAGAAGACUGAAGAGAAAAAGAAAAGGCGAUUCAACUGGGAAUCAGAACAAGAGGGUGAUGAACACUGAACAGAGAAGACUGGACGAGCUUUUAACAGGUCCCACCUGAGUGGACAGAUCAUUCAGCAGCUUCUACAAAGCGAGUAGAGCUAAUAGAGAGGGCUGAUGUCUCCUUGCUCUCAUUUGUUUGUCGUUUAAAGAAGCACUGCAGCUGUUUUCAACCUGAUUUCUAUCUGCUGUAUCUUCAGCUAUGGUCCACAGAGCGCUGAAGCUGUAGUUGGCGUCCGGCCCAUAUUAGAAACUCGAUUGUGUAAUGAAAAAUAGUGGACGCCGUGAAAAGUUGAUGCAUUCAAGCUCUAAGUGAUGGAUUUAUGUGCCCUCAGUAGAUUUAGCAGUGCAGUUAGCCCUUCUAUGUCUCGAAGAGAAGGCUAACAAUUGACCAAGCCUGUGUUGUGUGAAAUCAGGGGGACUCUGUCCAUUCAGUUCCAUAGGCGAACACACAGAAUUGUUAAUGUGAUAAUUAUCGUAAGUCUUUUAAACAAGGAAGUCUUUUAAAAAAGGAAGUUGCUUUUUAAAUUAUAUAUAUUUUAUAUGUAUAAUGUCUGAAACUUAAGAUAAUAGAUGUUUUGAGACCCUUUUAUCUUUGUUGUUUGUUGUUUUUACCUUUUUCUGUUGUGAAAAUGCUGCUGUAAAGAGUAUUAAUGCUGAUUGUGUGACAAAUUGGUGACAAAAUGGUGUUUUCUAGAUAAAAAGAUAAAAGAUUUUGUAGAAAUGUCUCUUUGGUUUUCGCCUUCGG
This is a messenger RNA of Colossoma macropomum (tambaqui), 1931 nucleotides long. It is a transcript of the gene snapc1b, whose product is annotated as small nuclear RNA activating complex, polypeptide 1b. NCBI's taxonomy places the organism in Eukaryota, Metazoa, Chordata, Actinopteri, Characiformes, Serrasalmidae. Gene Ontology annotation, cellular component: snRNA-activating protein complex. Gene Ontology annotation, biological process: snRNA transcription by RNA polymerase III; snRNA transcription by RNA polymerase II. The record is from RefSeq and is a predicted model, not a curated record. The transcript is spliced from 10 exons. The coding region runs from base 116 to 1204 and encodes 362 amino acids. Gene Ontology annotation, molecular function: sequence-specific DNA binding.